CCGCCGUGCCGUUAGCCCCCCCCCCCCCCCCCCCCCCCGCCUCUCACGCGCGUUGUUGCCAUCGCCGCUGCCGUUCUUCGCCAUCGCCGUGUUUCUGCGGCGUACACCUCGUCCGCAAUCUUCGGCCAUUGGGGUUUGAGGGAAGGGCGAUGAUUGGAUCGAAAUCUAUGAUCAGUAGAAUUUCUGUUGACCAUUGCACAUUGUGAAAUGUUUGCAACCCUAUGAAUUCCGGUGGGCACUAUACUCGUCUUGACUGUGAUUGGGCAAAUUCUGUAUUAGGUUUUAGCUGAUCAAACUGGGCAAUUCAGUUGGCUGCCAAUUAUGGAGCACCUCCCGGUGGAAGUCAUUGGCAACAUUCUUUCACAUCUUAGUGCUGCACGUGACGUCAUGGUUGCCUCAGCAGCCUGCCGGAAGUGGCGGGAAGCCUCCAGGAGGCACCUCCAUUCACUGUCUUUCAAUUCAGACGACUUUCCCCGUGACAUGACUACACGUCAGUUGGAGAUCAUCAUCACACAGACUAUAUUUCAGACGAUGGGGCUGCAAUGCCUCUCUAUUCAUAUAGAUAACACACAUGAGUUCUCCGCAGCACCUGUGAUUGCGUGGCUCAUGUAUACCAGGGAGACACUCCGCUGCUUGUAUUACAAUAUCCAAACCAAUCCUAAUGUAAACAUCUUGGAGAAGUGCGGGAGACAGAAGCUGGAGGUGUUGGAUUUGGACCAUAACACAAUCACCGGUGUUGAACCAAGCUACCAGAGGUUCACUUGUCUUAAAUCCCUUUAUUUGAGGCAUGUGAGCAUUUCUGCACUGGAUUUGAGCCUUUUAGUUGCUGCUUGCCCGAAGAUAGAGUCGUUGGCACUUGAUGUCCUUGAGAUUGUCACAUCAGAUUCGCAGUCUACAAUGGAAUUGACAAGCCAUACCUUGAAAAGCCUCUUUGUAAAAACAGUUGGUGUGGACAAGAUCAUACUCGAUGCAGAUAAUCUGGAGGUCCUGCACCUCAAUGCUUUGAACCUUGAUUUGUUUGAGCUCUCUGGGAAGGGCACACUAAAGCACCUCAAGAUUGAUGAUGUGAGUGUUACACAUUUGGAUAUUGGGGAGAGUACAGAUCAUCUGGAGGUAGUGGAUGUGAGUAACUUUAUGAUAGUCUGGCCGAAGUUCUACAACAUGAUAUCUAGAGCGUCCAACUUGCGGAUGCUACGUUUCUGGGGUGUUGUGUUUGACGAUGAAGAUGAGAUUGUGGACUCUGAAUCUAUUGCUGUUUCAUUUCCUCUUCUAAGGCAUCUUUCAUUAAGUUAUGAAUUGCGAGAUGGGCUGCUUCAUUAUAGCCUGCAAGGAUUGUCACCGCUGGAGAAUGUUUCAGUUCUUGAACUUGGCUGGACAGUAAUAAGUGAGCACUUUGGACCCUGGGUGUUUGGGAUGAUUAAAAGGUGUCCAAAUCUCAAGAAACUUAUCAUACACGGUGUUCUUUCUGAGGCAAAAACACGCGAAGAGCGGCAGAUGUUAGCAAGCUUCACCUCUUUUAUAGUCUGUCUCAUGAGAAAGUAUGUGCAUGUUGACGUACAAUUUGAGUACGAGUGAUCAUCUAGUACGUCAAAUGGGCAUCUUUAUCCUAGCUCAGUCAAAGUCGUCCCACCAGACUUUUAUGUUGCUUAGCUCCUGUUCGUGAAGCAGUUCCACUAUGCACAUCUAAUUUACCUUUGAUCCUACUUCAUGAGGAAUUGAGAACCACUUGGCUCGUAACUGUCAGCUGCAUGGUUAAAGAAAGUUUUUUGGUCGACCUAUUCGCUGAAUCCAGAUUCCUGAAUUUGUGCAUGCAUUACAGCGAUGCGAUUCUUUUUUUGCCCUGAAAAAUCAUCUUUUCUUGUGAUUCAUUUCUUCAAACUGAAACGAAAUGGUUCAGUUGAGAUUUAUUGGGCACAUGCUUUGAUGCUUAUGUACAAUAUAUAAACAUGUUAUUCAUGGGAUAAAUUUUGAUUCUAAAUUCCUUUA
Molecule: messenger RNA, 1986 nt
Organism: Brachypodium distachyon (stiff brome)
Lineage: Eukaryota; Viridiplantae; Streptophyta; Magnoliopsida; Poales; Poaceae
Product: F-box/LRR-repeat protein At1g67190
Exons: 4
Coding region: 322-1575 (417 amino acids)
Molecular function (GO): protein binding
Source: RefSeq, a predicted model, not a curated record